AUUUCUUUCUUUUUUUUUUUUUUUACCAGAAAAAAAAAAUGGCUUCCACGUUACGUCGUCGACAAUACCCAAGUGGUGAUGCUGAACCUUUAUUAGUACCUCAAGAAGUGGAUUAUGCAACCUUUCCCAGCAAAAGUACAGCUGUAGUGGCUAAACCUGUUAAGCCCAAGCAACCCAACCGUACCACCAAAGUCUCGCAAAAACUGAAAUUGUUUCCUGACAAUGACGAUGCAAGAACUGUAGAAGAGAAUCUGUUUGAUGCCGACGUCUAUACCCAAUUAGCUCAGAUUCCUCAUGGCUCUGCUCGCAUUGAAGCAGAACGUUUGAAUAAUCUGGACAGAAACGAAUUGUCUCGUGCAACUGCUUAUUGUACAGCUAGUGCCUAUCAUAUGGAUGAUUUAUUCAAGUAUUUGCGUUCAAAAAGAAGAACAAACAGUACUGCACCAAAACGAUUUGAUGAGUGUGUGUAUACACCCUAUACGUUAAAUCCAUUACCACCUUCUUCAUUAAAAAAAGGACAGACGUCGGUUUUAAUAUUACCUGAAAUGUUCCUGUUUGAUUAUGGUGUCGUUGUGUUUUGGGGUAUGACGUUGGAAGAAGAACUUUCGAUAUUAAAGGAAUUAGAGCCUUUCGAGGAAGAGCAAUUAGAGCCUGAUGAUGUCGAAACCGAGGAAUUUCGCUAUUACUACAAUGAAUAUUAUCAGCCUCGUAUCUAUAAUGACAUUAUCACCCUGCGUCAUCCCUCGAAUUAUCUAGUUAAAUUGACUAUCUCGCAUGCUAUUGCUCAAAGCGUCAAGAUGACUUUAUUCGAACGCUUGAUUGAUGAUACCAUCAAUGAUACAAAGUAUAUACCCCAAGUCAUGGCCGAAAGUGGAAACAUCCAAAUGUCCAGAACUGCUAUCACUAAAAAGGUUGGACAGUUAUUUAUCAUGAGAAUCAAUGUCAAUCUUGUUUCGAAUAUCUUGGAUACCCCCGAAAUUUUUUGGUCAGAACCAGUUUUGGAACCUCUUUAUAGCGCCAUCAGAAGCUAUUUAGAGAUAUCUCAGCGUGUAGAAUUAUUAAAUCAACGUGUAGAAGUCAUUAGCGAUUUAUUAGAAAUGUUGAAAGAUCAUUUAAAUAGUUCUCACGGUGAGCAUUUAGAAUGGAUUGUUAUUUGGUUGAUUGGUAUGGAAAUUCUUGUUGCCGUCAUCACGACAACUUUGGAUGCGUUUAGUUUAUAUUACAACAAGGAAGAAUAGUGUGUGGGGUUAAUAAAUGUUGCAAAUCAACCAAAGGGUUAUCUUUAUUUAUUUU
Molecule: messenger RNA, 1293 nt
Organism: Mucor mucedo
Lineage: Eukaryota; Fungi; Mucoromycota; Mucoromycetes; Mucorales; Mucoraceae
Exons: 5
Coding region: 39-1238 (399 amino acids)
Source: RefSeq, a predicted model, not a curated record